AUGGAGACGGAAUGCAAGACGCUGUGGAUGGGGGACAUCCAGAUGCACUGGGACGAAACCUUCAUCUCGUCCCUCUUCGCCUCGGCCGGGGAGCAGCCGGUGGUCAAGUUGAUCCGUGACAAGGUGACGGGGUACCCGGCGGGGUACGGCUUCCUCGAGUUCCCGACCCAGAGGGGGGCGCAGCAGGUGCUGGACACGUACAACGGCCAAGUUAUCCCCAACACCAUGCACCGCUUCCGAAUGAACUGGGGCGCCGGUGGCCGCCGCAUUGAGACGUCGGACGAUCACUCGAUCUUCGUGGGAGACUUGGCCCCCGAUGUGACGGACGAGCUGCUGCUCAGCACGUUCAACUCGCGCUUCACCAGCGUGAGGGGCGCCAAGGUGGUCAUGGACCCCGUCACGCGGAUGUCCAAGGGCUUCGGCUUCGUCCGGUUCGGCAGCAAGGAGGAGGCUGACCAGGCGCUGCAGACGAUGAACGGCGUGUACUGCUCGUCGCGCCCGAUGCGCGUGAGCGUGGCCACGGAGAGGAGCAAGUCCCGGCAGCAGGGAGCCUUUGGAGCCCCUGAAGAGGAGGGAACCAACACGACGGUGUUUGUGGGAGGAUUGGACCCUUCCACGACGGAGGACGAGCUGCGCGCCCGGUUCGGCGCUCUGGGCGAAAUUGUGUCGGUGAAGGUGCCGCCUGGACGCGGUUGCGGAUUCGUGCAGUAUACGUCGAAGGAGGCCGCGGAAGUUGCUAUCACGCAGAUGAACGGCACGGUUAUUAGCGGCGUGAAGCAGUACGGCCAGUACCAGGCCGGCUACCAGAACUACUACGGCUACAAUGCCGCUUACGGCUACCCCCAGUACCAGCAGGGAGCUGCCUAUGGCUACGGUGCCUACGGCCAGUACGCCCAGCAGGGUAACCAGUCUCAGGGCGGGUACCAGCAGCAGUCGCAGCAACAGCAGCAGCAGCCUGCUGGUCAGCAGGCACACCACGGCCACUACGGCCACCACCAGCGUCAGCAGCAGGACCAGCCGCGCGACUUCACGCGGCCCGACGACAUUGAAGCUAUGAACCGCCGCUACGCCUCCCAACGUGCGUACCAGAAUAUUCCUCCGGCUUCUAAUGCGUCGUACACCGCGAUGGGGGCUGACGUUGCGAACGGAACCGCGAUGGCUGGAUCGAUGUAG
Molecule: messenger RNA, 1173 nt
Organism: Phytophthora sojae
Lineage: Eukaryota; Oomycota; Peronosporomycetes; Peronosporales; Peronosporaceae
Exons: 6
Coding region: 1-1173 (390 amino acids)
Cellular component (GO): cytosol
Molecular function (GO): mRNA binding
Source: RefSeq, a predicted model, not a curated record